Molecule: messenger RNA, 2403 nt
Organism: Bombyx mandarina (wild silkworm)
Lineage: Eukaryota; Metazoa; Arthropoda; Insecta; Lepidoptera; Bombycidae
Product: angiotensin-converting enzyme
Biological process (GO): proteolysis
Cellular component (GO): plasma membrane
Molecular function (GO): metallopeptidase activity; peptidyl-dipeptidase activity
Source: RefSeq, a predicted model, not a curated record
GAAAGCGAACGGGAGACAGAUUUCUCAAACUUCAUUACGUCGUAGUAAAGUUUUGGGUGUACCUAGUACGGACAUAUUGUUAUCCAUUUGUCAAUUACUGAAAAAAAAAAUUAGUACUGUCAAAUUUAAUUUGGCGGGAAUUUUAUUAAUUUUCGUUUUUCUCAAAUAACCAAUUAAAACUCAACUAAAAUUGACCAAAAAUAGGUAUAUAUUUUGUAAAAUAAAAUAAAUCUAUCUUCUAAAAUAGUAAAUAAGUAAUAUAGUGUAAUAAAUGUUUUGUGUUGAAUGAUCAAUAUUUAGUUUUUAAAAUGGGAACCAAAGUCGCUACGACGUUGUGCCUAUGUUUUGCUUUCUACACACGACACGUGAAAACACAAGAAUACUACAGAAUGGGUACAAACACGAACUCGGGAGAAGCGAUGCAGUUCUUGAGAGAAUACGACAGAGAAGCAUCCGGAAUGUGCUAUAGAGUCACCAUGGCCCAGUGGAAGUUCGUAACCAAUAUAACAGAACAUAAUCGAAGACCUAUGAUGGACGAGCUGGCUCUGAGCUCGAAAUUCGAGAGGCUAUCUUGGAGAAAGGCUGUGGCAUAUGACGCAUCCAGGGUCUCCGAUCCGCUGGCGAGGAGACAGCUGACUAAAAUCUUACAAAGCAGCAGGGCCAGUUUACCCGAUGAUAAAUUUUCUGAGCUCCAGCAACUCAUAGCAGAGAUGAAAGAGAUAUACAAUUCAGCUAAAAUCUGUCCGUACAGACAGAAGCCCUUCGAUCCUCACAUACCCAGGGUGUACUCGGACCUCACAAACCAGGGCUACACAUUAGCCAACCAACCGUACCAACAUUACCAGCCCUACACGGAGACCUCCGAAUAUUCCCAGUACUGCAACAUGCAAUUGGAUCCAGAAAUUUCCAGGAUCCUUGCCCAUUCGAGGAUCGAGAGUGAAUUGUUGUACGUGUGGAAGAAUUUCAGGGAGCAAACCGGCCCGAAACUCAGGAAUCGUUACAUGAGAUACGUUCAGCUGGUGAACCAAGCGGCGGUGAAUGCAGGUUUCAGAGACGCCGGGGAACAAAUGCGAGCCGCAUACGAGGACCAGUCGUUUAGGGCCAGCGUCGAAGAGGUCUACAAUCAGGUCGUGCCACUUUACAAGCAACUCUUCACUUACGUCAGACGCAGACUCUUCCAAAGAUACGGGGACGCGGCUCUCAGACCCGACGGACCCAUACCGGCUCAUCUAUUAGGCAACAUGUGGGCGCAGAAUUGGAAGUCCAUCAUGGAUUUAGUUAUGCCGUUCCCGCAGUCACCUAACGUCGACGUCACGUCGGAGAUGCUCAGAAAAGGAUUCACUCCACUAAGAAUGUUCCAAAUGGCUGAAGAGUUCUACACGUCUAUGGGCCUCAAGCCAGUCCCUCCUGAGUUCUGGCGAGGGUCGAUGCUGGCGAGACCGCAACAGCUGAGCGUGCAGUGCACCGCCAGCGCAUGGGACUUUUGCAACAGAAUCGACUAUAGGAUCAAACAGUGCACCGAAGUAACGAUGCAGGACCUCGUGUCCACUCACCACGAGAUGGCUCACAUACAGUACUACCUGCAGUACGCUGAUCAGCCCCAGCUGUUCAGGGAUGGCGCGAAUCCUGCGUUCCACGAGGCCGUGGCCAACGCGGCGACGCUGUCCGUGUACAACUUGGUGCAUCUGCAGCGGGUCGGGCUCUACCAGAACAAGAGUAAUGAUCCAUAUGAAGUCAGCAUAAACUUCCUGAUGACGAUGGCGCUGGAGAAGGUGGCCUACCUACCAUUCGCUUUUAUGGUGGACCAGUGGCGCUGGUGGGUCUUCGAGGAGGGUGUGGAGAACAUGAACAAGCGCUGGUGGCAGAUGAAGCUGCGGUACCAGGGUGUCAUUCCGCCCGUUCCAAGAACCGAAGGUGAUUUCGACCCUGGGUCUAAAUACCACAUCAUAUCUGAUCAGGAAUACAUAAAGUACUUCCUGGCGACGAUCUUGGAGUUCCAAGUGUUCGAGCAGUUGUGCCACGCGGCGGGGCAGGGGGGACUCCUGCACGAGUGCGACGUGUACCGCAGCAGGGACGCCGGGAGACUGCUCAGCGAUAUCAUGCAGCCGGGUUCUUCGAAAUCUGCUUCGGACAUCAUCAGAACGAUGACCAGGGGGAAAACGAACAGGAUAUCACCAGAAGCUCUGGUCAGAUACUUCCGACCUUUGGAGUUGUGGCUCAGAGUCCAGAACAGGGAGGAGCCAUUGGUGGGCUGGAACACUUCUCCCAGGGACCUGGCACUGUUCUCCCACUCAACGGAUUCUGCAACAACACAAUUACUCUCGCACUCACUUCUGUACCUCUCAUUAAUAGCUAAUGUUAUGUUUUAUUAAUAAAAUAAACUAAGUUUUGUUGAAUGAUUGA